Linnemannia hyalina is the source of this 1611-nucleotide messenger RNA. The record is from the annotation of a GenBank genome assembly. Lineage: Eukaryota; Fungi; Mortierellomycota; Mortierellomycetes; Mortierellales; Mortierellaceae.
AUGCAACCACUGGACGUACCAAUAACACUAGUCGAGAAUCCUCCUGUUGACCCGGAUGGGGGCCUUGCGCUCUCAUCCGGGUUCUUCAACCCCACCCUGCUCAAGGAACUCAACCAACUCCAGUUCUCAGCAUCCCUUGCCCAAACCACUACCACCACCAUCAACAACAACAUGAACGUAUCCACAACAACCCUUCCAACCACUAUCACCAACACCGAUGCGACUUCCAACCAAGCUGCUCCCACGUUCUCCAUUUCUGACUUUCUUGUCCCAGGACUCCAGACAAAGGUCUGGGACGAUUGGCAGGGUGCUGACGUUCUGAACGACUACUCUGCGUUCGACACUCAAGACUUUUCAUCCGACCUCAAUGGAAACCCCUUUCAGUUCGAUCUUGACGGUCUGAUGGGCAACGCUCCCAUUUGGGAUAACAAUGCCAUCCCGGCCGACCAAGCCUAUGACGAGUUCGUCUUUGACUUGGCACCCAACGCCUUUGAGACCCCUGCAACUGUCAAUGUCGCUGAUUUGAUUGUUGGACCCAACUCCUCCAGCAGCGCCUCAGUAGUGUCCCCCAUGGAUCUUUCCAUGGCUUCGGUCGACAUGUACCAGAACCUCACUUUGGCCAACCUCUACGGGUUCACUGACACUACCACGGGAUCCGACUCUGGCUCAGAUUCUGAGGUGGAUGAGGAUGCUUCUGACGACUCAGACCAAGACGAGAUUGCCAAAGCUAUAGUUCCCACGGCUGUUCCACAGCCCGCUGUUGAUACCCAGUCGUGCGCGCCCAUUGUUCAACAACCCAUGGCUCCUGUACCUGCAGCCAUCAAGCGCGAAGAUCCCAACAAGCGCCGUAUGGAGGAGGCCCUAGUGGCCCGUAUCAACAACGACCUUGGCCCCGAGCACAUGGCGGGAUUGUUCAAGAUUCUGAACGGCUCCUUGGAUCAGGAUGCUGAGAAUGAUGAAGACGAGGAGAUGGAGGUCGAUCUUUCCAGCUUGGACGAAACAACCUUGGUGCAAGUCUACCAGUACGUCGAGACCUGCUGCAUGCAGACCAUGCGCUCUAUCUUGGCCGCUGAGGAACGUGAGCGCGCCGCCGUUGCUGCUACCAAGGCAGCCGCCGCCGCCGCCGCCGCCGCUGCAGCUGAAGCUGACGCGAUGGAAAGACAGCGCCAGCGUUACUACGCUGAAAGGACGCCUGAGCUGUCGCCCGGUCAUUCCUCUGCUUCCUCGAGCUCACCCUCGCCCCCUCACCCUUCGUCUGGGUCGGCCACCAAGGGCCGCCGAGGAACCUACAACAAGAAGCGCAGCCCCGUGCAGUCGACCUCGUUGGCUAUGUACCAGGCUGCAGAUGACCUUGAACAGGAUGCACUCUGGACUGCUGGACAUGCGUCCAAGGCCAGGAGAAGGCGCGCCACCCUGGGCAGCUCGACCGGAGUGGGAGGUGGCGGCACCGACAAGGGUCGCAGGAUACAGAAGGAUAUGGUUCAGCAACAGCAGUUGAUGAUGCAGCAGCAGCAAUCCAUGGAGCAUGUUGUUGUCUUGCGCACCACUGUUACCGCUGACGACGACGAGAUGGAGUAUGGUGAGGAUGCCGAGAUUGACGUCGUCGGCUAA